Molecule: messenger RNA, 2146 nt
Organism: Rhinopithecus roxellana (golden snub-nosed monkey)
Lineage: Eukaryota; Metazoa; Chordata; Mammalia; Primates; Cercopithecidae
Product: immunoglobulin superfamily member 2-like
Exons: 6
Molecular function (GO): hydrolase activity, acting on carbon-nitrogen (but not peptide) bonds, in cyclic amides
Source: RefSeq, a predicted model, not a curated record
UUCUUCUACUUGCAAGCUAAGCUCAGCAUUGGCCAGAGAGAAGUAACAGUUCAGAAAGGACCACUGUUUAGAGCUGAAGGUUACCCAGUCAGCAUUGGCUGCAAUGUAACUGGCCACCAGGGACCUUCUGAGCAGCAUUUCCAGUGGUCUGUUUACCUGCCAACAAACCCGACCCAGGAAGUCCAGAUCAUUAGCACCAAGGAUGCUGCCUUCUCUUACGCAGUAUAUACGCAGCGGGUGCGAAGCGGAGACAUCUACGUGGAGAGGGUCCAGGGCAACUCAGUCUUGUUGCACAUCUCAAAGCUCCAGAUGAAGGAUGCUGGCGAGUAUGAGUGUCACACACCGAACACUGAUGAGAAAUACUAUGGGAGCUACAGUGCAAAGACUAAUCUAAUUGUUAUUCCAGAUACCCUCUCUGCCACCAUGAGUUCUCAGACUCUCAGUAAGGAGGAAGGUGAGCCAUUAGCCCUCACCUGUGAGGCAUCAAAAGCCACAGCCCAACAUACACACCUCUCUGUCACCUGGUACCUAACACAGGAUGGAGGAGGAAGCCAAGCCACCAAGAUUAUUUCUCUCUCCAAAGAUUUUAUAUUGGUCCCUGGGCCCUUGUAUACAGACCGGUUUGCAGCCAGUGACGUACGGCUCAACAAACUGGGGGCCACUACGUUCAGGCUGUCCAUAGAGAGGCUCCAAUCCUCAGAUCAGGGUCAGCUGUUCUGUGAAGCAAUGGAAUGGAUUCAGGAUCCAGAUGAAACCUGGAUAUUCAUCACUAAAAAGCAGACCGAUCAAACCACUCUGAGGAUCCAGCCAGCAGUGAAAGAUUUUCAAGUCAACAUUACAGCUGACAGCUUGUUUGCUGAAGGGAAAUCCUUAGAACUGGUUUGCCUGGUUGUAGGCAGUGGCCGUGACCCACAGCUUCAAGGCAUUUGGUUCUUCAAUGGGACUGAAAUUGCUCACAUUGAUGCUGGUGGAGUCCUGGGCCUGAAGAAUGACUACAAAGAGAGAGCAAGUCAAGGAGAGCUCCAGGUCUCAAAGUUAGGCCCCAAAGCUUUCUCUCUCAAGAUCUUCUCUCUGGGCCCAGAGGAUGAAGGCACCUACAGAUGUGUGGUAGCAGAGGUCAUGAGAACACACACAGCUUCCUGGCAGGUGCUUCAGAGAAAGCAGUCACCAGACAGCCACGUGCACCUGAGGAAGCCAGCAGCAAGAAGUGUGGUGGUGUCUAUCAAGAAUAAGCAGCAAGUUGUGUGGGAAGGAGAGACCCUCGCCCUUCUCUGUAAGGCUGGUGGAGCUGAAAGUCCCCUGUCUGUGAGCUGGUGGCACAUCCCACAGGACCAGACACAGCCCGAGUUUGUGGCUGGCAUGGGGCAGGACGGCACUGUACAGCUGGGUGCCUCCUAUGGGGGAUCCAGUUACCAUGGCAACACAAGGUUGGAGAAAGUGGACUGGGCCACCUUCCAGCUGGAGAUCACCUUCACUGCCAUCACAGACAGUGGCACAUAUGAGUGCAGAGUAUCUGAGAAGUCUCGGAACCAGGCCAGAGAUCUGAGCUGGACUCAGAAGAUUUCGGUUACUGUAAAGUCUCUGGAGUCAAGUUUACAAGUUAGUCUGAUGAGCCGUCAGCCACAAGUGAUGUUAACCAACACCUUUGACCUGUCCUGCGUCUUGGGGACUGGUUACUCUGACCUCAAGGUGCCACUCACUGUGACGUGGCAGUUCCGGCCAGCUAGCUCUCACGUCUUCCACCAGCUUAUUCGAAUCACCCACAAUGGCACUAUUGAAUGGGGGAAUUUCCUAUCCCAGUUCCAAAAGAAGACGAAAGUUUCACAGUCUUUAUUUCGUUCACAACUCCUAGUCCAUGAUGCCACUGAGGAAGAGACAGGAGUGUAUCAGUGUAAAGUAGAAGUUUAUGACAGAAAUUCCCUAUACAACAACCACCCUCCGAGGGCUUCUGCCAGCUCUCACCCAUUGAGAAUAGCAGUCACUUUACCAGAUAGCAAGCUAAAAGUGAAUUCAAGGAGUCAAGUCCAAGAGCUCUCCAUCAACUCCAACACUGAUAUAGAAUGUAGCAUCUUGUCCCGGUCCAGUGGAAACCUUCAGUUAGCCAUUAGUUGGUAUUUUUCUCCUAUUUCCACUAAUGCCUCCUGGC